AGGCCUGCCUCAGCCCAUCUUCACUCCCUCCCGAUGCCCUAACCCACGGUUACGACUCCGACGACGCCACCCCGGCGGCCUGCUGCCCAGCUCCCUCUGCCUUCGCGCAGUGCCUCCUACCCUUUUGAAUCCGCGCCGUGCCACCCGAGUCCAGGCCGGCAGGCCCCCAGGGUGCGAGGGCGGCACCGGCGCAGGCGAACCGCAGUCCGCGCCUCCGCACUCCGCCCCAUCCGAAGCUCCGAGCAGAGCAGGAGCAGCAAAGCAAGCGAGCGUCAGGUUAGCACUCUGCAGCCCACCAGGCACAAGUCCACGGCUCACCGGGCGGGCACUGGCGACCGCUACCUGGCCGCCAGCGGCGCUGUCCUCCAACCGCUAUUGCGUAUCUACUGUCUUCCGGCUUCUGCGUCUGAGCAUCUCUUGUGACGGACUGGCUGAAUCGAGAGGUGGAGGCAGCAACCAACAAGGUAGCACUAUGAAGGUCAAGAUUCUUCAGUGGCAUGCAGUGGCUUCUUGGACGUGGGAUGCACAGGAUGAGACAUGUGGCAUAUGCAGGAUGGCUUUUGAUGGCUGCUGUCCUGACUGUAAGUUCCCUGGUGAUGAUUGCCCACUCAUUUGGGGUGUCUGCAACCAUGCUUAUCAUCUUCACUGCAUACUGAAGUGGGUCAAUUCUCAAACAUCCACACCCCUUUGCCCCAUGUGCCGUAGAGAGUGGCAGUUUAAGGGCUAAGGUACUAUGGACAUCUAGAACUGCACCAAGCGACUCUCAGUUCUCAGAGAAGACUGAUGUUUUUCUGGUACUUCUGUGAUGCUUUAUUUUAACUACUACAUAUUGUUUUCCGUACUUAGUAUAAAUCCUGAUGUCAGCGCCUGAUCCUGUGUAUGCUUCCAAGCUUGUAGUGGAACAAAUGAAAUUAUUGCUUUUCUUAGGGCUGAUUUCCUAAUCUUAUCCCAUAUUGGUUUGUUCUUA
Zea mays is the source of this 967-nucleotide messenger RNA. RefSeq lists its product as uncharacterized. The record is from RefSeq and is a predicted model, not a curated record. Gene Ontology annotation, cellular component: anaphase-promoting complex. Gene Ontology annotation, molecular function: cullin family protein binding; zinc ion binding; ubiquitin protein ligase activity. The transcript is spliced from 3 exons. Gene Ontology annotation, biological process: anaphase-promoting complex-dependent catabolic process. NCBI's taxonomy places the organism in Eukaryota, Viridiplantae, Streptophyta, Magnoliopsida, Poales, Poaceae. The coding region runs from base 473 to 727 and encodes 84 amino acids.